AUGGCUGCUAUUUGUAGCUUGCACUACCUCUUAUUGGAUGAUGAUCAGACAAAAUACUUGAAAAAUUUAAAGGAAUCAGAUGUUAGAAUAAAAGUACUUCGUCAGAUGCAUAUCGCUUGGCAGAAUGAAAUGGCCGCUCCAUGUCUCUUACCUCAUCGCUAUGACAUUAUAGAAUGUCUGGUAGAUCAAAUAGAAGGAAUGGAGGAGAACUUGGCAGGUCGUACAGAAAAGGCAAGUAUUCGAAUCUCCGCUCAUCGACUUGAACUGCACCGUCUUACGUAUAUGACUAAUGAUUAUAUGAGGCAUCGUUUGCAAAAAAUCGAGAAAAAUCCGAGACGAGCGCUGAGAGAGCAUCAAGAGCGAAUUGUCGAAGGGAAACCUGUGUUAUUAUCGGAUCAAGAGAAGAGGUUUGCUGAGCGUUAUGCCAAAGCCGAAGCUCAGUUAAUGGGAAAAACUUGCUUGGGUCGAUUGCAGCCUUCAUUUCAAAAAAUCCCUGUACCUGUUGAGGAUUUGGAGUGCGAAAGGGUUUACGCCGAAGUUGUGGCGGACAACGCAGAGGCUGCCAUAGUCCCCGAUUACCAGGACAAAAGCGCUGAGGUUGUAGUUGAAUUGGAGAAAGGUACAGUGCAUUUACUGCCAUAUCUGUCGGUACAGCAGCAUGUGGAACAAGGCAGUGUACGACUUCUGUAG
This is a messenger RNA of Strongylus vulgaris, 690 nucleotides long. The record is from the annotation of a GenBank genome assembly. NCBI's taxonomy places the organism in Eukaryota, Metazoa, Nematoda, Chromadorea, Rhabditida, Strongylidae.